Molecule: messenger RNA, 412 nt
Organism: Staurois parvus
Lineage: Eukaryota; Metazoa; Chordata; Amphibia; Anura; Ranidae
Source: the annotation of a GenBank genome assembly
CAGUAUGACAUGCAGAUGAGUGCCGUCGAUCUUAGAAUCACCGCACACUUCACUCAUUUGGGCAGUCACGGGGCCAAAACCAGAGUGUGGAGCCACAGUGUGGCGGUGGAGCCAGCAGCAAUGGGAGGCCAUACAGCAACCUAUGACAAAAUGGAAACCAGCAGGAGUGUGAGGAGACCUGAAAGUGGCACAUGGCAGAGUGUGGCGAUGGAGACAGCAGCAAUGGGAGGCCGUACAGGGACCCAUGAGAGACUCUGGACCUGCAGCAGCAGCAUGAGGAGGCGGGGUAUAUAGGGGCCCAUGGCAGAUUAGGGGCCUGGCAGCAGCUAUGGGAGGCCCGUAAUCUGCCAGCACCCUAUGUCAAAAAAUUCAACACACACCAGCAGUGUGAGGAGACCUGAAAGUGGCACAU